ACACACACACACACACACACACACACCCUAGACCCUGGGCGUGGAGGCCAGCUGCCCCCUGGACACGCAUACAGAACCAUGUCCCUGUCCAACUCUGCUUCUGUGAUGCAUUAGGGCUUAUUGACUCUUCAAAUCUUAUUUCAUUUAUAUAAUUUAGUUUAUAUUUACUUUUUCUUUCAAAGUUAAUAAAUAUCUCUAAAAGCACAGUCGGGUCACAGAGAGUGUAGUCAUACGAAGGCCCUAGAAACGCCCCCUUGACAGAACCGUUACCAUAGAAACGUUUUUUUUAUUUUAUUUUAUUUUAUAAAGGGUUCCCUGAUUAUGUUGGAAACGAUGGGAGUACAGAAACUAUAAUGUGCCUGUUAGUGGCUCCAGCCGUGUCCCUCUCUCUCUCUCUCCAUCCCCCUCUCUUCUCUCUCUCCCUCUCAUCACUCCAUCACAUUUAUCCCAGUAGAAUGAGGGGAACCUGUGUGUUGGAGGGAGUCUUAAUAAACAUUCCAUUAUGUCUUAAAUAAAAAAAAAGAAAUUACUGUACCGAUCUAUGCAAUCUUAUAUAUCUAAUAUCACAGAGUUCACUAAGGGUCGGGCGGGAAUUAAGCUGAUGAAUUGAUUUUGAAAAUAAAAAAAUGAAUAUGUAACAUCCAUUGUCUAAAUUAAGUGCAAGAAAAAUCGAUUUCUACAAUAUUUGUAAAGAGGGAGGGGAGGCAGGCGCGAGGUGAGUCUGAGGGAUAAAGGAAAAUAAAAGACUUGUACUUUUCCCCGCGCGGGUUUGGCAAGAAAUUUGAACUUUGGAAUUGUGAUUUUCUUCUUUUUUGUACUCUUUAAUAUCAAACCUUACCUGCUGUACUGGAAACUGCAACAACGGCCUUCUGUCUGAACGAUAAGUGAAUUUCACAAGCACACAUAAAGUUUCCUUAUAAAAUACUACUUUCAGUCUCCGUCUGAUUUGUGCGCGUGCGGCUUGUUUCUGUGUUAAUAAGCAUGUCUUGAUUUAUGGUCAAUGAUCCUAUCAUGCAAAUACUCUGAACUAACCCAUAUUCUCCUGAGAGAUUCUAGACCCAGUCCAGUCCAUUCUAGUGCGCUAGUUCAUGUCCACGUAUGUUAAUCGUCGAUUUCAAGAAUUUCACAAGCCACUUAAUUCGAGAUCCCUUGUCCCUCUUUUUCCAGAUUAACUUUAAUAACUUGGCCAAUACAGAACAUAAGCGCCGCAGACCGAAUGAACAUACAAAACCCACGUACACCGACUGCUGCUCGUGCGGUGAGGGACCUAAGACGGUAUAAAGCACGAGACGCAUCUCUGUUUUCGUUUAUGAGUGUUCACAGCUGGUUCUAUGAAUGGGCCGUAUUGUGCUUUGUUCAUCCAGGUAGCUGGUUACUACAAUGAACGUUUUCUGAGUUCUGGUGGUUUAGUAAAGUGGGGCUCAGAGCCCGAGUCUGAACUGGAGAAGUCCGUGUCCAGACUGCCAGUUAUUCGCAGCUUUGGGUUUUUGACCACGCAGGCAACACCGGAACGGAAGGGGGCUGGCCGUUGGCCGUGGGGUGACGGAAAUGUAUGUUUUUGUCAAGAAAGGUGCAGCGGGCAAUCAAACGAGUACACAGACAUAUGGCAAACUCAUAUGCUACCGAGUGAAGAAAGUGUUUGACAUUUUGGAAAUGUGACGGUCUAGAUACUUUAACAUCUGGCUUGGCAGCUGUGUGAAUGCUGCGCCACAUUGGAAGUUAAACUUUAUCUCUGGAGACCGGAUUUCUCAUCAAGAAUGCUCCGUUGAAGGAGGAGGAUAUAGACUAUAAAGUUUGCCUUUAUUAAAUUGUUUGCGGGUUUACUUCAUAAGGCUGGCUUUGGACUCCAGGUACAGUUUACCGCCACCGCACCUUGGAGCAGCGGAGUACACACAGGGGCGCGCGCCUUCAUCAGCGGAGCCGCGUGCCUGGGCGGUGGCGGCGGGAACUAUGCUGACGCUCACCUUCACCUGCCGCGUGCUGCUCAUCUUCUUCCUCUCAGAGACUGUUCAAACCGACAAGUCUCCGACGUUCCUGAUCACAGAGAACAGGUGGCCUCGGGGCUGUGUGCUGGACUGCCACCAGGGGCGCCCUCGAGCCGUGUGCGGCAGCAACGGCCGCCUGUACAAGUCGCUGUGUUCCUUCCAGAGGGCUCGCUGCAUCAACCCCCAGCUCCGCACCGUGCCCAGGGCCCAGUGUGCAGACCCUGGCCGCUCCAGGUGCCAGCUGGCUCGCUCUCUUGCCUUGGAGUCCAGCCGCCACACACACACGGUGGCCAUCUUUGUCCCAGAAUGCACUGCAGACGGAAGCUUCCAGCAGGUGCAGUGUCACAACCAGACAGGCUACUGUUGGUGCUCCACCCAGGACGGCAAGCCAGUCAGUGGGACCUCAGUCCUCAACAUCAGCCCCAACUGCACAGGUCAUUUCUCAGACAUGACUCAGGAAAUGGAUCUGGAAUCAGGCCAACACAGAGACGGCGGUGGACCACAGGCAACCUUAGACCGUGGGAGACCUCUCUCUGCAGAGAUCACCGUGCCUCCCUUCUGGGUGACCAUCCAGCUGAACUCUGACCCCCGAGGGAACCGCUCUGUGAGACGACCAACAGACAGCCCCCAGUCGUGUGAGCUUGAGCGAGCCUCGCGCCUCUCUGAGGUCCGACUCGUCUGGCAGGAGGAGCGUUUUGUCCCAGAAUGCAGUGCGGACGGCCGCUACAGCCCCAUCCAGUGCCACGUUGCCACGGGAUACUGCUGGUGUGUCAGGGUGGAUACAGGCCGACCGCUACCUGGGACCUCCACCAGGAACCGUAUGCCAGACUGCAGUCCAGAGGAGUCCCAUACCGGCCAAUCAGAGAGAAGCUACACUGACAGGCCUCUCCCAGGCUGCCCUGGGGCACGUAAGAAGGAGUUCCUGCAGAGCCUCAUCAGAGCCCUCCAACUGGAAGCAGAGCAUGCUGGGAAAUUGAGUCCUGAUAGAGUAACAGACACCGACCAAUCAAACGCCUCUUCCCCCGUGUCUGCCAUGCCCCCCUCCUCUGCCCCGCUUCAGGAAGCUGCCGAUUGGCCGUCCUCAGGCCCAGGCGGGUCUGUGGGCGGAGCUCUGCGCUGGCAUUUUGUCCGAUUGGACGUGGACGGCAGCGGGCUGCUGAGUGCGCGCGAGGCCCGCCCCCUGCGCCUCUUCCUCCGGCGCCGCCUCAAACCUCGUCGCUGUGCCAAGAAGUUCUCCCAGUACUGCGACAGCAACACCGACCGAGGGCUGAGCCUGGCCGAGAUCACCGCCUGUCUGGGGGGGUGA
Messenger RNA from Osmerus eperlanus (European smelt), 3291 nucleotides. RefSeq names its product SPARC-related modular calcium-binding protein 1-like. Bases 1951 to 3291 code for a protein of 446 amino acids. The transcript is spliced from 11 exons. Gene Ontology annotation, biological process: extracellular matrix organization. Gene Ontology annotation, molecular function: calcium ion binding; extracellular matrix binding; heparin binding. NCBI's taxonomy places the organism in Eukaryota, Metazoa, Chordata, Actinopteri, Osmeriformes, Osmeridae. The record is from RefSeq and is a predicted model, not a curated record. Gene Ontology annotation, cellular component: basement membrane.